GGAGUCGAAUCUGGAUACGGCCGUUUAUUAGCGAACAGAAAACGUUCAAAUGACCUAAGCAAGCACCUUCCCUCUCUCUCUCUCUCUCUCUCCAUGGCAGUAAAUCAAGUUUCUUCCUGUCUCUAUACUUCCAUCAAUGGUGUUUGUGCGUCUUCGAGAUCAUCAAGAACCAAUUGGAUUACUUUUCCGAUCAUACAAACACGAAUUGGGACUGCUUUCGCCACUGGUUCUCCCCUCUUGAUAUUGAGAAAUACUCAUCGAAGGAAGUUUGCAUACAAAGCAACAUCAGUUUCCAUAAGGUGUGAGCAGAGUAGAAAGGGCAAUAGUUUGGAUGUAUGGCUAGGGCGGAUGGCAAUGGUAGGCUUUGCAGCGGUUAUUAGUGUUGAAAUAGCAACAGGCAAAGGACUCCUAGAGAAUUUUGGGCUUACAGCUCCUUUACCAACACCAGCCCUGGCAAUUACAGCAUUAGUGGGCUCUUUGACAGCAAUAUUUAUCUUCCAAUCUGCCUCUGAGAAUUGAUCACUUCGAAGUUCUUGCUUGGUGCUAGUGGGAGCUUUUGAUAGAGAUAUUCUUGCUUACAUUCUUGUUGAUUUGGGUAAUUUUUUGUCUCAGUGCUAACAAAAAUUACCACACUACAGAAUGUACAACAACAAUAUUCAUGUAAUGCCAUGCCACUAUGGGGGAGUUCUGAUGGAAUUCACUGUUGGUCUAGAUCAAUGAGCAUAUAUAUCCACCUGAAGUAUAAUAUUGAAUGCUUCACAAUUAUGAGUGUUUUUAGAAAAAUGGUAAACAAGAAAGAUUGGAUCUUUCAAUAUACUGGUUGGGCACACUCAUCUGGUAGCUAUCAGCAUAUGCUAGAAGGAUAGUCUAUAUCCAGUCUUUAUUGGGGGCCUUGCAGUUUAUGAUGCCAGUAGUGGACAGGUGAUUCGAUGUCUUUUUAAAAGUGUUUGAGUUGUCCUGUAUUUUACUGUAUACUCAAAAUAUUGCAAGGGAAAAAGGGUUGCAUUGAGA
Messenger RNA from Camellia sinensis, 1011 nucleotides. RefSeq names its product stress enhanced protein 1, chloroplastic. NCBI's taxonomy places the organism in Eukaryota, Viridiplantae, Streptophyta, Magnoliopsida, Ericales, Theaceae. The record is from RefSeq and is a predicted model, not a curated record.